Oreochromis niloticus (Nile tilapia) is the source of this 4049-nucleotide messenger RNA. It is a transcript of the gene pmela, whose product is annotated as premelanosome protein a. The transcript has 15 exons. Gene Ontology annotation, biological process: melanosome organization. The record is from RefSeq and is a predicted model, not a curated record. Gene Ontology annotation, cellular component: plasma membrane; melanosome. Bases 1301 to 3622 code for a protein of 773 amino acids. Lineage: Eukaryota; Metazoa; Chordata; Actinopteri; Cichliformes; Cichlidae.
CUUGCCUGUGGUUUGUGAACAACAAGGAACCCUGAGCUAGCCUCUAACCAGGGCAUAAGUAGUACCCUUUCUUUUUUAAAUUACACCUGUUGGCUGUGAUAAAGUUAUAAUGGAAGACUUUAACAGGUCUGUCAAAUACAAUACUUUGUUAUAUAGAGCUAUACACUCACCAUCAUCCUCAUUCGGCAAACAGGCUGAACUGCUCAUUAAUGCAAAUAAAUAAUCAGCUAAUCACAUAACAGCAACUCAUUGCAAUUGGGCACAUAGACAUGGUCAAAGCGACCCGCGGAAAUUCAAACUAGACAUCAGAAUGAGGAAAACAGGUGGGUAAAGUGAAUUUAAAUGUGGCAUGGUUGUUGGUAGUGAUUAUUUCACAGUGCCAAUGUCACAAACCUUUAAAUCUGUAAGGAUUUAGUGAUGGUAAGAGUAUUUUGAUUUAUCACAUUAGCAAAAUUAUGAGUGUAAAGAGUGUAAAUAGUAGUAGAUCUAAUCUGGUGUUAUAUGAUUAUGCUGCAGAGUUGUUGAAAGACACACAUUCAUUGUUAAUGUUAUCGGUAACACCCGUGUUCUUCUCUGGUAUGCCAGAUGUCUGCUUUAAAGAAGGUCAAUAUUGAUCUGAAAUUUUAACCGCAAUUGUGUUUAAGUCAGUAGGUUCCCCCUGCGGCAUGAAGAAACACCCUCAUUUGGUGCUAAGAGACACAGAAAGCAUUCAUUCCAGUACUGCACAUGAUCGAAGCCCGCAGGCCCAACACGUCUCCACGUUGCAUAUUUAUAUGUGAAGUGACGUCUUUCAGCACGGCAAAGAUAUUCUCUGAGCUGCAGCAGCCUGAGGUGAACACCGGGAUACAGAGGAAAUAAAAGGAUGCUAUUGAUCUGCAGUCCACACACUCAUCUUGUGAUGCCCAUACCCACAUAGCUGUAAGGUCAUAUGUCAAACACAGACAUGCAUCAAGCUUCGCACACAGCUCUCCACACUCCAUCCUGAAACAGUUUCUUGAGUUCUGGAGAUUUUUGACACUAAACAAGCAGAAUUUGAAAAAAACAAGUGAUGAAAUAUGGCUAAAAUGAGGCUCUCCAAUUACAACAGUUCAAAGGAAAUAAACCAGCUAGCUCAGGGGGAGGUGCCAAUUUGCAGACUCCCAGUGAUGUCAGAGGGUAGAAGAAACUUUAUGGUAAUUGAGGUCCAGGCCCUUCUUAAAGAGGGUAAGGAGACUUUUGUUAAGUCUCUGGGAGUUGAGUUGGGGAUCAGGACUGCAGGGCGAGGAUCAGGGCUCAGAGAGGAGAGAAAACCAAACACACGAUGAAAACUUUGGUGCUGCUUGUUUUGGCAUUUGCUACUACAAUAUCUGCAACCAGGCAGAGAAGUCACUUCACUCGUUAUCGAUCAUGGAAUUCACGCAUGUACCCGGUGUGGAAUGAUGGAGACCCAAGAUUCAGAAACUGCUGGUUGGGUGGUAACGUAACAUUCGAUCUCAAGAAUGAUGCCCCCACCCUGACUGGAGCAAAAGCGGGCUUCACUAUUAAUCUGAAUUUCCCACCAAACCAGACGGUGCUCCCAGGCGGAGAGGUGGUCUGGGCAAAUAACUGCACCGUCGAUGGUAAACAGUAUCAGGAGGGUCAGGCUGUGUAUCCAGACCAGGACACUGAUUGGACCGGAGUUUUCCCCAACGGCACACCUUUCAUCAGGAGCCAGAACAGGAAGCCCCACUAUGUGUUUGUGUGGAAAACAUGGGGGCGUUACUGGCAGGUGGCAGAUGGACCGUCCUCUUCACUCACCAUCGGUACAGACAACAUUCCCCUGGGCUCCUACAACAUGGAAGUUGUCAUCUAUCACUGCCGUGGCAGAAACAGGUUUAUCCCCCUCGGAUAUGCCUCUACAGUCUUCACCAUCACAGACCAGGUUCCAUUUACCAUAUCUCUGGCCCAAAUCAAUGAUGUAAAUCAGAACGACCAGAACUUCAUCCAGAACCAGGCUAUUGGCUUUACCGUCAACAUCCACGAUCCCAGCCAGUACCUUAACAACGCAGAGAUCAGCUUCACUUGGGACUUUGGUGACAACAGAGGAACUCUGAUCUCCAGGGAGCACACGGUCACACACACAUACAUUACAGCUGGGACCUUCAAGCCUCAGGUGGUUCUGAUGGCGAGCAUCCCCAAUAACUGUGGAAACCCCACUGCUGCCGCUCCUGUUGAUCCCUCUGCUGCCCCAGCAGUAGUUGUUAUGGCCUCCACCCAGGAAGCUGUCCCUGCUGUCCCAGUUGAAGGAGGAGAUACAAUUGCUGUUGAUGUUGUCGCCUCAGACGCCACUCCAGUGGCUGCUUCUGUGCAGCCCGCAGACGCAAACACAGACGAUGGAGAAGCGGCUGCUGAUGCCGACACAGAGGUCGUGGUAGUUGCCUCGGUGGCCCCUGCAGCAAUAGAUACAGCCGUUGUUGCCGCCAACACUGCUGCUCCUGCCACAGAGGUAGAGCAGGAGGCAGCUGAUGCAGAGGUGGUCCCUGCUGCCACCGUUGCACCAGGAGCCGAAGAGCCAGCAGAUGCUGAUACGGCUGCUGCAGAUGAUACUGCAGAGGUUACAGUUGCCACUGAAGAUGUAGCUGUGAUUGAUGCUGCUGCUGCUGCUGCCUCAGUUGCCCCUGUUGCAGAAGGAGAAGAAGUCGAGGUGGUUGACACCAUCACUGUUGCUCCCAUCACAGAUGGAGCUACAGAGGAAGAAGCUGCAGAUGGUGUUGAAGCUGUAGAGGCUACUGCUGCUGCAGAGGUUGCGCUAGCUGAAACACAAGCCCCUGCUGAUAAUGUUGUUGCGCCUGCUGCCACUGAGCCCACAGCUGUAGAAGAAGCUGUAGUUAAUGCAGAAGUGGAAGCAGUGGAAACUGAGAACGAAGUUGCAGCUACUGCAGCUGCUGCAGUUGAAGACGAGGCUGCGCCAGCCGAAGGUGAGGUUCAGAUUGAAAUGGAAGCAGAUCCAGCUCAGGUUGCCCUCGUUGUGGCUAAACGACAAGCACCAGAGCUGACAGCUGACUGUAUGGUCUACCGCUAUGGCUCCCUCGCCACAUCUGUCGAUGUUGUUCAGGGUAUCGAAAGUGUUGAGAUUGUACAGGUGGCCAACGUUGUGUCACUGGAGACGGCGUUGGAUCAGAAUGCUGUGGACGUCACUAUUUCCUGUCAGGGAAGUCUGCCAAGUGAAGUCUGCACUGUUAUCUCUGAUGCUGACUGUAUCACGCCGGUGCAAACCAUCUGUAAUGCAGCCUCACCCUCUCCAGACUGUCAGAUGAUCCUUCGUCAGUUCUUCAAUGACUCUGGAGUAUUCUGCCUUAAUGUCUCUCUGACUAAUGAUGUCAGUCUUGCCAUGGCAAGUGCAAGAGUCAGUGUGUCAGUAGCCUCCGGUGGUUCACCAGCUGGAACUGCUGCUACGGUGCUCGGUGUUAUGGUUCUCGCCUGUGUCGUCUGCUGUAUUGGUUUGAUGUACAGGCGUUUCAAGCAGUACCAGCCGCUAAGAGAAGACCGUGCUAAUAAUGGAGGCAUCUCUGCAGUAACAUCAGUGCCUUUGCUCUUGUGGAACUUGCUGAGUAGACAGUCACCAGGAGAGAGCCGUCCACUGCUUCAGGGAAGGAUUGUGUGAAUACUGUCGUUAAUAAAUGCACUCAACAUCAACAAUAUCUGCUAACAUAUCGCCUAUAAACAGAAUAUUGUCUGUACUGUCUCUGACACUGUAACUUUCUGCCAUUAAACCAGAACCAAUGAGCCCCAUGUACAAGAUAUGUAGGAAUCAGGAGUCACUGUGGAAGUGUAAAAGUGUGUUUAAGGUGUUCAAGCAUUUGUAGUGGAAAUUGAUAUUUAUUUUGACCCAUAAUAUUUGUAUUAAUUGGACCUGAUAGUUUAGAGAAGUCCUAACAUAUUCUCUUAUUUGUGGCCUACAUAUACUGAACCUAUUGGAAAAUCAAUACUAGCACAUUUCCAUUCAAUGUCUUUACAAUAUAAAUGAGAGAAAAUGUAUAACUGAACAUCAUUUGAUACCCUGAAAUUAAUAAAAUGGAACUUUAUCACCA